AUGCCUGGACAUCCCCAAGGAAAUCGCGAAGCCCCAACUGCCCUCAAGUUCGACAAGCCCGACAUCGACACUGAACGGUCCCGAUUCACAGACCACUACCCAGACGCCUUCACCGACACCUACGGCACGGUCAUCUACAAGACGGGCUCUGCCUGGCCAAAACGCGAGGGCGGUCCGGAUGCGCAGCCAUACAUUCGCGAGAUGCGCCCGGUCCACGGCCACCCCAUUACCUCCUCCUGGCCCGAAAUCCUCAGGAAAGCCGAGGCAUACCUCGAUGGUCGUCAGGUCGAGUUUACCGCCAUCACAGGCUUCGCCUUCGCCGACGCUGGAGACAAGACCCCCUUCUGCCCGCUCCUGGUGACGAUCGUGGACGACGAGCCUGUCCAUUGCGGGCCCCAAGCUCCCGUCCCUCAAUCCCCUCGUCGACAGGCCUAUCACGUCCACACUCGGCCUCGCCGUCGCGCCCUCAAGACGCCCUACUAUGACUCUAAGGGCUCCGUCCGCCUGUACCUCCGCCGCCGCCGCAAGGACAGCGAUGGCAUCCUCGCUCUCACAGCCGCCCAUGCCGCUCGCCCUCCCCCCAUGCACCGCAACACGGGGUUAUCGCGCAAGGACAGCGACCGGCAUCGCGAGGAUCCGGAAAUGGUCGCACUCGGCAACAAGGCCUACGAGGACGCCACUACCGCUAUUGACUCUAGAAUCGGCACCGUCCAGGAUAUCAAUGAGGAGGAGGCAGAGGACAGGGAGGGACAGGGUCGUUCGGCUGAAGGCUGA
Molecule: messenger RNA, 774 nt
Organism: Cyclocybe aegerita
Lineage: Eukaryota; Fungi; Basidiomycota; Agaricomycetes; Agaricales; Hemipholiotaceae
Source: the annotation of a GenBank genome assembly